Molecule: messenger RNA, 888 nt
Organism: Arabis nemorensis
Lineage: Eukaryota; Viridiplantae; Streptophyta; Magnoliopsida; Brassicales; Brassicaceae
Source: the annotation of a GenBank genome assembly
AUGACUUCUCCCCUAGUGUUGAUAUUCUCUCUUUCAUUGCUUUGCCUCCAUGGAAAGUAUCUGUCUAUUACGCCUCAAGAACCCGAAUUUGAAUGCGUUGAUAUCUACAACCAACCUUCACUACAGGAUCCUCGAUUAAGAAAUCAUCAGAUUCAACCGAAUUUGAUGUACCAAGAGAAGGAUGUCCUAAUGGACAACUAUGGAACUAUUGGUGAACAUGCUGCUUUCAUUUACAAAACUGAACCCGUUCCGUGGCGUGGAGCAUCUGCAUGGGUUAGUGUUUACCAGCCUAAAGUAACUAAGGACCAAGCCAGCUUGGUUUUGCUUUGGCUAGAAAACGGGCAUAAUCGCCAACUCAACACCAUCCAGUUUGGUUUGGCUCCAGAAAAUCAUGACGUUGGGUGCUACAAUGUACUAUGUAAGGGUUUCGUUCAAAUCCACUCGAGAAUCUUUCUUGGUAGUCCAUUUAAGAACAUUUCUGUGGUGGGAGGCCAACAAUAUAACACCCGCCUCGCAAUCUAUCAGUUCUACCUAGGAUAUUGGCCAGGGCAACUUUUACCGUAUUUAACCGAAGGAGCAAGGAAUGUUCGUUACGGUGGAUUCACAGUUGCUCGUAAUGAUAAUUUGGAAGCCUAUGAUAUUGUUAGCCCUCCGAUGGGAAACGAAAAUAAACCAUUAGAUGAUGAAGUGAAUCUAAAGCAUACUUGUUACAUGCAUUUUGUGAAACAUGUGACACAGGAUUAUCGAAGUGUCGACAUUGAUUCCAACAAAAUUGGGGAGAAUGCCGACUACGUGAAAUGUUACGAUCUGAAUUAUCUUCAUUAUUGGGGGUCUCGUCAUCGCCAAACUUUCACAUUUGGUGGACCAGGUGGUUUAUGUGAUGUAUGA